Messenger RNA from Amphimedon queenslandica, 1378 nucleotides. Its product is annotated as probable serine/threonine-protein kinase DDB_G0271682. Gene Ontology annotation, molecular function: ATP binding; protein kinase activity. The transcript has a single exon. The coding region runs from base 38 to 1264 and encodes 408 amino acids. Gene Ontology annotation, biological process: necroptotic signaling pathway; protein phosphorylation. Lineage: Eukaryota; Metazoa; Porifera; Demospongiae; Haplosclerida; Niphatidae. The record is from RefSeq and is a predicted model, not a curated record.
ACCAGAAUAUGUUCGUAGAUUCAUUCAAGAUAUUUACAUGUGUGUGUAUGUUAAUCCUGACCUUGAUUUGUAUGGUGUCAAUGAUGUUUAUGAUGAUCCUACAUUUGAUGCUUCUCCUACUCCUGCCUCAGUUAAGGAAUCUCGCUCUCUUACUAAAAGGGAACUAGAUCAUACAAAUGAAGAAUUCCAUCAGCUCAAAAAGUCGUAUGAAGACCUUGUUACUAGUUACAAAAAUAAAAAUGAAGAGUAUCGUCAGCUGCAAGAUAUGUAUGAGAAUAUUAGGAGGAAUUUUCAAAGAAAAGAAGACGAGUGCUAUCAACUACAGAAGUCUUGUGAUGCUCUUGUGACUAGUAAUAAAGACAAGGAAGAAAGAAUACGCUGCUAUGAACAAUUAGUUCAAAAAAUGGAAGCAGAUCAAGCAUCAAAGCAAAACGAAUUAGCUAGACUUGAGAAAAGUUGGAAGAUUAGCUCUGCAGAUAUUGAGUACAGUAAAACAAAGCUGGGUACAGGAGGAUGGGCAAAAGUCACAAUUGGAAAGUUUCGUGGGAAAGAUGUCGCAGUAAAGAGAUUCUAUAAAGUACUUUUGCAGCAGAAAGAGCAAAGUAGUCAUUAUAUGGAGCUCCUUCAUAGAGAGAUCAACACAAUGUCUCAGUUGCGUCAUCCUAAUCUCCUCCAGUUUAUAGGAGCUGUGUUAGACCAUCCAAAAGGUAAUCCUAUGAUUAUCACUGAAGUAAUGGAUACCUCAUUACGGAGUGCCUAUGAGAGGAAGGAGCUUACUACUGAUCCUGGCUGUAGACCAGUGAUUCUAUCUAUAAUGCGUGAUGUAGCUGUGGGUUUAAACUACCUACACUGUCUACCUGAUCCUAUUAUUCAUCGUGAUGUCAGCAGUGCUAAUGUACUACUGGAAUCAAAGGGACACAACAAAUGGAAGACUAAGAUAUCCGACUUUGGAUCAGCUAAACUUGCUCAUGCAGCAGUCACAGAAGCACCAGGAGCAGCUGUUUAUAGUGCUCCAGAAAGCCAUGCUCCUUCUGGAAAAAAGCAAACACCAAAAAUGGAUUCCUAUAGCUAUGGUGUUCUCUUAUGCGAAGUGAUUACAUGCCGCUUUCCUGUAACUCCAGGAAUAUUUGAGACUCUCUCACUGCAAGUCAAAGCCAGCUCACCUCAGCUGCAUGAGCUCAUAGUUUCAUGUAUCAAUGAAGAACCAGACAAGCGACCAACAAUGUCUGAAAUAAUCGUUGAAUUGGAUCGUUUUAUUGCCUAAGUGGCAACACACUUUAUAGUUUAUUUACAUGAGAACAUUUGUUCUAUUUUUAUACACACAUGAUCUACAGUUAGUAUAGUAUUUUGGUUAAUUGGUUUGGUAUUCAUAGUCACA